This is a messenger RNA of Pseudonaja textilis, 990 nucleotides long. It is a transcript of the gene GPR3, whose product is annotated as G protein-coupled receptor 3. Gene Ontology annotation, biological process: G protein-coupled receptor signaling pathway. Gene Ontology annotation, molecular function: G protein-coupled receptor activity. Gene Ontology annotation, cellular component: membrane. NCBI's taxonomy places the organism in Eukaryota, Metazoa, Chordata, Lepidosauria, Squamata, Elapidae. The record is from RefSeq and is a predicted model, not a curated record.
AUGAAAGAGGAAGUGCCCACCAACACUACCAAGAUCCAGCCAGGCUGGUUUGUGCCAACGAAUGGUAGCACCAGCAAGUCCUUCUAUUUCUCAGAGACGCCUCCUGCUCUUCCCUUAAAUCCUUGGGAUGUCGUCCUGUGCAUUUCUGGGACUAUCAUCUCCUGUGAGAACGCCAUCGUGGUAGCCAUCAUCUUUUACACUCCAGCUUUCCGGACUCCGAUGUUCCUGCUGAUUGGGAGCUUAGCCACGGCUGAUCUAUUGGCUGGCUUGGGCCUCAUCUUUCACUUUGUCUUCGUUUAUUGUGUCCAGUCCCAGAUGGUGAACCUCCUCACCAUGGGCCUCCUGGUGACCUCAUUCACUGCCAGCGUGGGCAGCCUCCUGGCUAUCACCAUAGAUCGCUACUUGUCUCUCUACAACGCGUUGACUUACUACUCAGAGAGGACAGUCACCCGGACCUACGUCAUCCUCAUCCUCACGUGGGGGAUCUCCAUUGGCUUCGGACUGUUGCCCGUCAUGGGCUGGAACUGCUUGAAGGACAACUCUGCCUGCAGCAUCAUUAAGCCAUUGAACAAGGACCACCUCAUCAUCCUGUCCAUUUCCUUCUUCAUGGUCUUUGCCGUCAUGUUGCAGCUGUACGUGCAAAUCUGCAAGAUCGUGUGUCGGCAUGCGCAGCAGAUCGCCCUCCAGAGACACUUCCUGGCUACUUCGCACUACGUCACGACCCGGAAAGGCAUCUCCACAUUGACUCUCAUCCUGGGGACUUUUGCCUCAUGCUGGCUGCCCUUGGCCGUUUACUGCCUCCUGGGAGAUUACACCUACCCUGCCCUCUACACCUAUAUGACUGUGCUCCCGGCCACCUACAAUUCCAUGAUCAAUCCGGUGAUCUAUGCCUUCCGGAACCAGGAAAUCCAGAAGGUCUUAUGGGCAAUAUGCUGCAGCUGUAUCUCCUCCUCCAUGCCUUUCCAGUCCAGAUCGCCCAGUGACGUCUGA